AUGCUCUCACCAUCGCCCUUGAACCCCUCGGUUCCUUCGGCGUCACUCCUGCGAUUUCUGCGCGCCCAGUCCGAAUCGGCCCUCUUUUCGAAAAACCAGCCAUCGGCAUGCCGCCGUGUUUCUACUAAGCUACCUUCUUGCUCGUCUACGCCGUUACCAGUGAGGCGACCUUCUGGAAGAACGCAUGUCGAAGUUAGUCCGCUCCAGACGCGCUUCUUCUCUGGAGUGAACCCCCCGUCAAGAAACCGUACCUCUUUAAAAUGCGCCACAUCUGUUCCUCCGUCGUCGCCGUCUGGCGCGUUCGAGCCCCUCUCGAGAUCGCCACAAACUCGUAACUUCUCGUCGACUAGAAACCGAUCUAUUCUUCGCAGAUUCUGGGAUUUCAGACGCAAGAAGCCAGCUGCGGAAACGCGCAAACCGCCUUCGUUGCUUGACGAUACAGAUGGGGGACUGAGCCUUGCGCGAGCUCUCGCAGCAAAGGCGUCGAAUGAACUCCGCCUUCGGUGCACAGAGUUUGAUAUGAAUGGGAAUGUGACUUUGAUGAACGGCGAGUUCAAGAAAAGCGAGCUGAUUGCCAGGUAUGGCCUUCUCCCGCGUGAUCUUCGGAAGAUCGAUUCGUCCACAUUACCUCAUAUCUUUGUGCGACCGAGUACUAUCCUGAUCAACUUACUUCAUCUCCGUGUGCUCAUUAAGGCUGACCGCGUUCUGGUCUUUGACGCAUAUGGCUCAACGGAUUCAUACAUGCAGUCCCUGUUUGUUUAUGAUUUGGAGGGAAAACUGCGACAGAAGCAGGCUCAGGGUGCCGGUGCCCUGCCUUAUGAGUUUCGGGCCAUCGAAGCCGUUUUAAUCAGUGUCACUACUGGCCUAGAGGAAGAAUUUAACGGGGUCCGGGAGCCAGUCGUGCGUGUCCUACGAGCUUUGGAAGAGGAUAUUGACCGGGACAAACUCCGUCAUCUCCUCAUUUAUUCAAAGAAACUGGGUACAUUCGAGCAAAAAGCACGGCUUGUUCGAGAUGCUAUCGAUGAUCUACUCGAGGCGGACGACGAUCUUGCCUCGAUGUACCUGAGUGAGAGAUCAGAAGGUGUUCAUCGCAAGGAGCACGAUCACCAGGAAGUCGAGAUGCUCUUGGAGUCGUACCACAAAGUAUGUGAUGAAAUUGUGCAGGCUAGCGGGAACUUGGUGACGAACAUCCGCAACACGGAAGAAGUUGUCAAAGCAAUCCUCGACGCCAACCGCAAUUCCCUAAUGCUUCUGGAUCUAAAAUUUAGUAUCGGCACUCUCGGUCUUGCGACAGGAACUCUUUUCUCCGCGCUGUACGGGAUGAACUUGAAGAACUUCAUCGAAGAAUCCGACCUCGGUUUCGGCGCCGUAUCCGUGACCUGCUUCGCUAUCUCUGCCAUUGUAUGCGUCUAUGGUCUCGCAAAGCUGCGCAAGCUGCAACGCGUCCGUAUGUGGGGUGAAUCUGGCGUCGGCGGAACCCCAAUAUUUCCUCUCCACUCUCACAGCACCUUGGCAAGCCAUAGGGCGAAUUGGCGAGCCGAUUCCAUCGAGCCUGUUUGGAAUAGCCUUCCCGGCGAGGGAAGGGCGGAACGCAUGAAGCGCAUCAAAGAUAGUGCGGCUGCUGUGGCGGCCGCGCGGUCCGCUGCCUCUAAUGCUACCAAUAGCAGAUCUGCUUCGCUGAAGCGCGCGAUUAGGUUCCCUUCUGGCUCUGCUUCCAGCUCUACAUCGAAACAGGCGAAGGAAGCGACGACUACUUCCCGGUCCGAGACUGAUUCCCAGAGCGGUAGUUCUGCAUGA
Messenger RNA from Aspergillus puulaauensis, 1797 nucleotides. RefSeq names its product CorA family magnesium transporter (gene MRS2). Gene Ontology annotation, molecular function: magnesium ion transmembrane transporter activity. Lineage: Eukaryota; Fungi; Ascomycota; Eurotiomycetes; Eurotiales; Aspergillaceae. Gene Ontology annotation, cellular component: mitochondrial inner membrane. Gene Ontology annotation, biological process: mitochondrial magnesium ion transmembrane transport. The record is from RefSeq and is a predicted model, not a curated record. The transcript has 3 exons. The coding region runs from base 1 to 1797 and encodes 598 amino acids.